Molecule: messenger RNA, 3704 nt
Organism: Larimichthys crocea (large yellow croaker)
Lineage: Eukaryota; Metazoa; Chordata; Actinopteri; Sciaenidae
Gene: pard6b
Product: par-6 partitioning defective 6 homolog beta (C. elegans)
Exons: 3
Coding region: 377-1615 (412 amino acids)
Biological process (GO): establishment or maintenance of cell polarity; centrosome cycle; regulation of cellular localization
Cellular component (GO): apical plasma membrane; cell cortex; nucleus
Molecular function (GO): protein binding
Source: RefSeq, a predicted model, not a curated record
AAGUGUUGCGUCGGCAGCUCUCGAGGCACAGUCAGAGAGUGAGAGAGAGAGAGAGAGAGUGAGGUGGAGGUAGAGUGUCACGGUCAUGGUAGACCCGCAGACACCGUACAUACUCUCAGAAGUGCUGGAGCUACAUUGGCAGCGGCAAAUAUGAGAGGAGAUAAGUUUACAGGGUGAGCUCGGCUGGUUGGGCAGCCGCUGUCGCAAUUUUUUUUUUUUUUUUUUGUGGAGAGAGAGAGAGACGACGCAAAACAUUUGGACGUCGAGGAAGUCGCGGGACAGGCCGUGUUAGUGGAGAAAUAACCGGUGGACACAUUUAAGGUGGUGGAGGUGGUGUGUGUGUGUGUGUGUGUGUGUGUGUGUCUGCUAGCGAAACAUGAACAAAAACCACCGAGUGCCGAGCAGCCGUUCCCUGAGUGCCGUGGAGGUGAAGAGCAAGUUUGGUGCAGAGUUUCGUCGGUUCUCGCUGGAUCGCUCGAAGCCGGGUCGCUUUGAUGAGUUCUACGGCCUCUUGCAGCACGUCCACCGCAUCCCCAACGUGGAGCUGUUGGUGGGCUACGCCGACGUGCACGGCGACCUGUUGCCCAUCAACAACGAUGACAACUACCACAAAGCCAUCUCCACCGCCAGCCCUCUACUCAGGCUGUUCCUGCAGAGGAAAGAGGAAGCCGAUUACUCAACGUUUGGUACCGACUCGCUGACCAGGAAGAAAAACACAGUGCUUUCCGCGGUUCUUCUGCGGCCUGAUGCCAACAGGAAAAAGCCACCGGUGAUCAUCAGCCUCCCUAAGGACUUCCGUCCCGUCUCCUCCAUCAUAGAUGUGGACAUCCUCCCCGAGACGCACCGACGUGUUCGCCUGUACAAGCACGGUCAGGAAAAACCCCUGGGUUUCUACAUCCGCGAUGGCUCCAGCGUACGGGUCACUUCACAGGGCCUGGAGAAAGUCCCGGGGAUAUUCAUCUCUCGCAUGGUACCCGGUGGGCUGGCUGAGAGCACGGGCCUGCUGGCAGUCAACGAUGAGGUGCUGGAGGUGAAUGGUAUCGAGGUGGCUGGAAAGUCUCUGGAUCAGGUGACGGACAUGAUGAUCGCCAACAGCCACAACCUCAUCAUAACAGUCAAGCCUGCCAACCAGCGGAACAAUGUUGUUCGCAGCGGCGGUGGCGGUGGUGGUGGUGGAGGAGGCGGCGGGGCGUCUGGUAGCUCAGGACGCUCGUCGGACAGCGGUGCCAGCUACUAUGGCUACUCAGCGCAUGGCGGGGUCAGCGCUACGGCCUCCAUGCCAUCGCACAUCAUCCAGAACUUCCCCGUCGGAGAGCUAGACAGCGACGAGGACGACGAGGACCUGGUGAUCGAGGCAGGAGGCGAGGCCGAGCCCAUCGCACGCGCCCCCUCCAACUAUAGCAUGCCCCCGCUGCCUCGCUAUGAACCGCAUCUCAACCUCCGCACCACCACCAACAUUUCCUCUGCCCUCUCCAUCAACGCCAACGGGACCCUGCCAGCCAGCGGCAGCAGCGGAUCACUAAGCAACGCCAACGCCACUUCGACCACGCCGUCGCCAGACAGAGCAAUGGAGAGGCGGAAUCUGGAGGAGGACGGCACUGUUAUAACUCUGUAGACUGGGCAUUCACACACUAAACACUGGAAACCAGAGGGAGACACUACUACACACACACACACACACACACGUGGGAGUCAUGGAUCAGAACAUUAAACAUGGGAACAUCCUGCACCAUCGUUCAGUGACUGUACCUGAGAAGCACAAUGAAACUUGUACAUAUUGAAUCUCAAUAUGACACUGACACCUGUAUGUCUGUACAAACACUGCACCCCAUACUUCCUUUCCAUCCUCUACAUGCCAAUGACCACGCACGUGUGCCAUAGUGGUGGGGACGCCCUCCCUGAUUCUGCAGGCACAAAAAUAUCAGAAAGAAGUGUAGAUAAAACGUCAUCCCAACUAUCCUCCACUUUAUUUCUAAAUCACUGGAAGCCCUUGUUAUUACCCCUAAAGCUGUUGUUAUGCUCAUCUUCCACUAGAGGGCAAAGAUGAGAUGCCCCAUCCCUCUCGAUCAGUCCCAUGAAUAUAUGAAGGUAGAAGUCCUGUGAACAAGUCCACCCCUCUCAUAACAAACACACACUGAAGUAGGACUUUCAGCUCACGCAUACGUCGACAAUCUCCGGUAUAUGUAUUUUUUUUCUGGCUUUGUCAUCUGACACCCCACCAUAGCACCACACUGAGACCACCUCCCUCCCCCCAGGUGACCACAGCAUGCGUUGGGACAUGGUUGCGGUACUUUCCACACAAUGCAGUGCCACAACAAUCGACCAAGUGCUGAGAUCUGCAAUAAUGUUUUUUUUUUUUUUUUUUUUUUAAAUUGAGGAGAAAGCUAAAAAGCAAAAAACAAAACAAAACAAGUCUGGGUUCUUUGUGUCGGCUCAGAUGCUUUUUAACCACUGUUGUUAGCUCUUCACCUGCUGUGUUAAUGACUGAUAAUGAAACGCUGAUGAUUCUCUGGAGCAACUUGUCUUGAAAAUUCCUUUACUGUAGGCCUGUGUUUUUAUAUGAUUUUAAUAUUUGCUUUCUGUGUUCUUUCCUCUUCUUUUUAAACAAUACUUUUAUCUCACGUGACUAUACGAUGAGUUUCUGUCUGACCCAUCAGAAAGUGUGAGUCACUCCAGGAAACCGCUCCUUACCUGUCAAUGAAUCAUGUUAGAUUUCAUUUCCUUCAUAUUGCACUCCCUCCUUCCCACGACAAGGGCUAUUUCCCCUGCUGCAUGUGUGCGAUUGACAAAAUGAGAAUGUGAUUUUAAUUUCUUUUUUUUCAUUUGUUUGUUUGAUUUUUCUCUCCCUCUUUAUUCUUCCUGGACCCGUGACUCAAUAUAUCUAAUCUCAGUGCUGUACCAUUUUAUUCACCCUGUUUUCUAGCCAGGUCCUGAGUUCUCUUGGAUGUGUCCUGAGACAUUUCACAGAUGAAAAGUGUUUUCUCCAGUAUUUUCUGCCCAUUUUCCUUUUUUUUGUAGCUUCAUUCUCACUGAAUUCAACUAAUGACCACACAUAGAGCUACUAAACACUGACUAUGGACCCAAAUGGCAGAUCGAUAGCUGGACUGAAACACGAUAUGAGUUGAAAUGAGCGAUACAUACGGUGUAGAUAGAGAAGCCUGUCUGUAUUUCAGAAUAAAACAUGGUCAGCUUGAGUCAUAUUUUUAAACAAACACACAUGCAGGUACAUCGGGCACAAACGCUUUCUAUAUUUGAUAAAGGUGAGGUCUGUAUGUGCAGUAUGUCUUGGCUCUGGUCUGUAUAUCCUAUUUCCACUGAAGGAGUUGCUUUGCUGGAAAAGCUGGAAAGCAACAAGGCUGUAAUUAACUUUAUCUCUGUAAAAACCUGAUUGACAGAUUAGGCCGAAAUUUUUUUAAUGAGAAUUUCAUCUUCAAAGCUGCACUUUCUUUUCAAAUUCCACGUCCUAAAUGUCCAUCCAUUAACGUUGCUACCUGCUGCUAACUGCCUCUCUGAAGUGAGAGCAGAUGCUCUGUUAUUUCCCUUUAUUGAUUUUCAGCAUUCAGCCUCCUGUUAAAGUGAUAACACUGAUUUUUAUCUCGCUCACUGAAACGGUUCUCUCACACACACACACUCAGUGGUGUUUAUGGGCUUCAUCUGAACAUAUGUGCACUUAUAAUGAAACAUAGAUCACCCUGUUCAUCAUU